This is a messenger RNA of Melanotaenia boesemani (Boeseman's rainbowfish), 1859 nucleotides long. RefSeq names its product SH3 domain-containing kinase-binding protein 1. The transcript has 7 exons. The coding region runs from base 203 to 784 and encodes 193 amino acids. Lineage: Eukaryota; Metazoa; Chordata; Actinopteri; Atheriniformes; Melanotaeniidae. The record is from RefSeq and is a predicted model, not a curated record.
GUUUUGUUCCCUAACAUUUUAGAGUAAAUGCAAAUCAUUGUUAAUACUUCUACUUCUUCAGUCUGUUGCACACUUCACCAUGCCCUAGUGAUAUUUGUAAGCAGCUUUUCACUGUCCUGCUCUAAACUUAGCCCCAGCAGUACCACUCAUCACAACAUGCACAUGGCAGUAGAUUACAAAAGAUGGUGUCAAGUUACCACAGAUGUUACUGUUUCUCAUGGAUGACACUAGAAAAACAAGCUCAGUCCUCGUUCCUGACACAGAAGAGUUUGAUUCAAUUGUGUCUGUGGCGGAGAAUCUGAGUGAGCAGGUAGCUCAUGCUGCAGAUGAGAGGUUACGGUCAGAGCUUCAGACUCUGGUAACACUUAUGAUGGAGGGAGGAGCUGAAAACCAGACUGGAGCGAUCAAUUCUUCAACCGACCAAGAAAGUACGCAAAGAGCAAGUCCGAAAAGUUCUGCCUUACAAGCUGAAGAACCCAAGAGUGUGUCUAAGGAGUCUUUCUCCUCUCUGCUGCCAAAGGCUAUAUCUGCUGCUCUACAUCCAGUGGUGCCCCAAGCCCUGAACUCAGACCCCCGGCCGAGCAGAAAACCAGAGAAAAAUGCUAAACCCAGCCUGGAACAACUCCAGACAGAGCUGAGAGACCUAAAGGACCAGUUAGAACAGAUGAAGAGUCAGCACAACAAAGAAAUAAAACUUCUGAUGAAUGAGCUUGAUGAGGAAAAAAGGAUUCGCUUAACUUUGCAGAUGGAAAUACAACGGAUGAAGAAGCACAUGUCAAAAUGAGCAAAGGGGACGACUUCGAAGGCUAGAGAUUCUGAAGUUAUAAAGGCUUUUUUUUUUUUUUUUAUAAAUGAACCAACCAGAUGGAUGCUGGUUUGUAAAUUAAAAAAAGAAAAGGAAAGUUACCACUCUUUAACAGAAAAUUACUAGGUUUUUUAAGUGCAAGGUGGUCAACUUUUUUGUUUACUGAAUGAACUGACAAAGACUGCUCUGGUCUCACCGAGUUGUUGCUGAAUGUGUAAAGACAUAGCAGGAGCAAAAUCACAGUUAGAGGCUGCAGAAAACUGUCCUUUCUCUCUGUAAAUAAGCAGAACAUCUGUUGUACAAGUUUAUUUAUUUCUGUCAACUUUAAUCUCUUUACCCAUACGUUAGUGGGGAAAUGUCCCCUGAAAUGACUUGAAGUGGUUAAGAUGUGAAUACUUUAUGAUAUUUUCUUUUUGGUGGCAACUUUGGACAAUGACAAAUGAAAGUUUGCACUUUGGAGUGGCACAGCCCACCUCUAAAACAUGAACAGACAAACAAAUUCUAACAAAUAUUUAGUGUAAACUCGUCUUUACCUGGGUAAACCUCAGAUGGCCAAUUGCAAGUGAAUGCAGCAUGUGAUGUACUUUCAUGUUGUUCUACAUGAACACUGCCAUGUUCUUGAACGUAAUGCAGCAUUUUUACCAGAUAAUCUCACCUUUAGCCUAUGUAUGAGAUAAUACUUAUCUGUCCAGACUGUUUGCAUUUCAUGAAGAGGAUGUAAAAGUAAUAAAACCAUCAAAUGUGGCAGCUGUUGGCAAAUAAUGCUGAAGAAACACUGAUAAAGUUUUUCUCAUCAGCAGUCAUUAAAGACAUACAAUGCAAUGCAUCUGUCUCUGCCUGGCUCUCCAAUGAAAAUUGUUCUAGACCUGCGUCUGGAAUGAAUACAAAGCUUACAUCAAAUUAUAGGAUGAAUACAGUAUCAUGGAAAAUAAUUCAGCUUGUUGUAUUUUGAUUGUAAAAAACCUUUGACUAACCAAGCCAAGGCCAUUUAUUGGUUGCUAAUAUGAAGGAGCAAAACUGCUGGCUGUUUUAUUGAGCUUUUAAUAACAAUUAA